This is a messenger RNA of Pochonia chlamydosporia 170, 804 nucleotides long. Its product is annotated as kinase domain-containing protein. NCBI's taxonomy places the organism in Eukaryota, Fungi, Ascomycota, Sordariomycetes, Hypocreales, Clavicipitaceae. The transcript has 2 exons. The record is from RefSeq and is a predicted model, not a curated record. Gene Ontology annotation, molecular function: ATP binding; protein serine/threonine kinase activity. Gene Ontology annotation, biological process: protein phosphorylation; intracellular signal transduction. The coding region runs from base 1 to 804 and encodes 267 amino acids.
AUGCUCGCUCAGAGAAAGCCAGCCAACGAGGUCGAAGAAUUUGCCGCUGUGAAAGUCUUCAAACCAAGAUACAUGAACGAGAGCGAAAACGACUAUGAGAAUUCAAUCUACAAAGAAUUUGACUUUUUGCAAAAUUUACAUCACCCUAAUAUCAUUCAACCGCUUGUGCUUAUCCGCUACAAAGCAGACCAACGAACGGGUUUAUGGACACAGCUCAUGGAACACGCUGGUCCAAAGGACGUUCAGGCCAUGAUCGCAGAGGGCAGAUUACGUGGCGGCAAUGAAGUUGACUGCGCGUUUGCACAAGUCGUAAGCGCGGUGAGCUACCUACAUGGGAAGGGCAUCGCACAUAGGGAUUUGUCUCUCGCCAAUGUCAUUCUACGAGAAGAGACUGGAUUGGUUAAGUUGCUUGACUUUGGCAGCGCCCUUCAAGUGAAUGCUUCUUCUCUGAGUCUAGAGAUCAAGGGCAAUCCGGCAUAUCUUGCUCCGGAAAUACUUGAUGGAAAGCCUUAUAGCCCUAUGGCAGCAGAUGUGUGGGCUUUGGGUAUAAUGCUCUUUGGAUUGUUGACCGCACACAUGCCUUGGGAGGAAGCCGUGCCAGAGGACGUAAACUUCAGUGGCUUCCUUAAGCAGCCUAUGGAUGACACAUUCAAGGAUAUUCCAGAAACAUGGCGGUCGUUAGUCAGACGCAUGGUGAAUACGGAUCCAAACCAACGCGCAACGAUACGUGAGGUCGUCGCUGAUCAAAGGGUUGUGAGCUUGCUGAAGUGUAGAGUACCUCAUAUUGCCAAACCCAAUGCCUAA